This is a messenger RNA of Zootermopsis nevadensis, 3273 nucleotides long. RefSeq names its product misexpression suppressor of ras 6 (gene MESR6). The record is from RefSeq and is a predicted model, not a curated record. NCBI's taxonomy places the organism in Eukaryota, Metazoa, Arthropoda, Insecta, Blattodea, Termopsidae.
UCUACCCAAUAGUACCCUCUUGUGGGAAGUAUUUGCGUUAGAGAUUUUAUGCAGAAAAGUGUGUUGGUUUUUAGUGUCUUGUAAUGGUUAUAAGUGUGGUCGUUUAAUAAAUCUGUGUUACUGUAAUUUUCCGUACGGUUUUUAAUCGUUCUUACUAUUAUUCGUCACGUGUUUUCCGUGCGUAAAUUCAUUCCUGUCGAGUAGUGAUUUCCUCACGUGCGCAAUGGCGGCGGUAGCAGGAACAUCUUUCGAAACUGUGAUACCACGAAAAAAAUUCAAAGAACUUCCUAUAUAUAUCGCCGAAAAUCAUAAUGAGGUGUUGCCAUUCAUUUAUCGAUGCAUGGGAUCGAAACAUCUUCCCUUGGAAGGAAAUACCAUAAUACACCUUGACUCACAUCCUGACAUGCUUAUUCCUAAAGGUAUGCCAGCUGACACCGUCUGGGACAAGCAUGAGUUGUUCAGUCGGCUGAGUAUCGAAAACUGGAUGAUGCCUGCCGCCUAUGCAGGCCACUUCAGCAAUUUGGUGUGGAUCAAGCCGCCGUGGGCGAAACAGAUGAUGGACCGAGCUCACACCUUCCUCAUCGGCCGCCAUAGACUCUCCGGUGAAAUAAGGCUUUCCAGUACAGAAGCAUAUUUCCUGAGCGAGGCUCUGUACAGUUCACCUGCGGAACUCGACAAUAGCCGCCAAGUUAUCUUGCAAGUUGCAACAGUGGGGGCACACCUCUUUUCUCCUGACAAGAAAGAUGAUUUCCAGGAACUCGGAAAAAUGUUCCGCCAAUACAUAGCACGUGAGGGCGAUCCGUUUAUCUUAGAUAUUGACCUUGACUUCUUCAGUACCAGGAAUCCGUUCAGAGGGUUAUAUGAGAACGCUGACCUCUAUUCCCAUCUCCGGGAACUCUACAAUUUCCAGCGCCCGGCCAAUGAACAGGACCCAAAGUGCAUUCAGAAAGCAAUAGAGGAACGCGAGGCUCAGCUAUCAGAACUUGAGGCCAUAUUCGGACAUCUUCAGGAGCAUCGUGGGUUGCAGAACUACCAGGAUACCUCGUCACCACGGUUCCAGGCUGUGGCAUCUCUUGUCCAGGAGGUGGAGACCCACUAUCCUGGGGAUCAGGUGGACUGGACACUGGUACAUGAUGCCGGUUGCACCUGUGACGACACCGAGUUGCCUCAUCACGUGACAUCGAGGGACGACAUUCAACAGCUUAUAACCUCCUCGUUCACCGGACUUCUGUGCUCCCUGCCCGGGCCUCCGACCAUUGUCACCAUAUCAAGCUGUAAACAGCAGGUUGAGAAGAGGUCUAUGUGCGGUGCUACAUUGAAAUCGAGAUAAAAGAUCAACCGAACUGGUUUGUAAGAGACACCUCCUGUCCGAAGUACCAUGAUCUCGUGUUUCCAUGUAAUGCGGCUAUUAUUUAUGGCAGGCGAAGGACUGUACUUGUUGCAGUCAUAGCACACCUCCUGCGGACUGGACAUAAUAAAGUCCUGUUUCCAUAUCUUUCCUUUGAAAUAUCCUCAGACUCACAAAAGGAUGCGUCGGAAGUUAGCAGAAAUGCUUAUAAUCUCUCCAAAUCGAACACGAAAAAACGUAAUAGUGUGUCCUUACACGCACCAUUUAAACAUUCGCUGUUAUUUAUUUGAAAAUAUUUCGCAUGGUCGCCAUGUUAUUGCUAACAUCGACAGCUUUAACCGUUCCGGAAGUGAAAUUGUGCACAUUUCUUAGUAUAAUGAAUUAUUUUGUGCCUUGAGGAAUACGAUCAAAGAACCCUAGGAGCUGAAGCUACUAUUUUUCAACAGAAUACAAUUAUAAUUUGUGCGUCACUUGAGUAUUUUUGUUGUUUAAUUGCAGUCGUUUCCAUGUACCAUUACAGGAACUGAUACUGUAAAUUCUGGAGUGAAGUUGUUGUUUUGUGAGGCUUCUUGUCAUACAUAAAAUAUUUUAAAUAUUCUUUGUAGAAUUUCGCCAGUUAUUUUUACUAAAAUAUGCGUAUGAUCACCGUAUUUGAAUCAUUCAAAGCAGACAUUUAAAAAAAUUGUACUUCCUGUGUCAUGAUCUUCCGACUGAAAGCCUGUCAAUUCAGUAAAAAUAAGUUAUAUGGAAAACAGCACUGCAGUAAUACGCGUAGCUCUUCGUAUAGCAGAAAUUCUAAGACAUUAAUCUUCAAUACUCCCAUCAUCUUAACUUUAGUCCGAAAAUCUUAUGAGAAGACAUCUCUUGGAAUAUUUAGGUAUUGACGGGAGUAUAAUAUUAAAAUUGAUCUUGUGGUUGAGGAUUGCAUCUGUCUGGUUCAGAAUAGAGAUCAGUGGCGGACUGUUGUGAUCGUUCGGAUUCUAUAAGAUGCUAAGAAUUUCUUGAUUAGUUGAGCGACCUUUCGCUUCGCAAGAAGGACUCUGCUCCAUGGAGUUACAUAGCAAGAUUUUCAAAUGUAUAUAUAAAAGAAAGUGUUCAAAGAUAUUCUUAAGAAAGUUUUCGUUUGGUUCACAAGAUCGUCACACACCCCCACAGACUUGAUAUGCCUAUAAUUAAACCAAUUUUCCUUGAGAGCGAAUAGUAAAUAAAUCUAAUUUUAAAUUAGAUGUGCCGUGGUUUCGAAUGAAUGCAAGCAGAUACGGCUUCCAUGUGCUAAGGACGUCAGUCACUGAACGAGGCGUGGGUUCGUCGUUACGUUUGUUACCCUGGUACAGGCCUAUUAAGUCACAAGAUUGAUCUCAAGAUAUUAUUGUCGUGGUGCUAGGCGUGUAAGGAGUCAUAUGUUGUGACGAGUUGCAAUACCGUGCGACAUAUUCUGGAGGAAAGUGUCCAUUCUGUUUGUCAGCAUCGUCUGUUGUCACUAAAAUUUAGUUGGUCUUCCUCAGAAUAUACUGAUGAAUUUUGGGAUAGUAUCAUGAGAUACACUUCAGAUCCUUCCAAAUCCUUACCUACCGACCACUCAUGAUUAUCUUACCAUCUCAUUUGUCGCUAUGUUAGAUCUAAAAUCUGACAAAGUAAUGUAGUACUUAGAAGCGCAUGUCUAUUGGAAGGUGUAACAAAACAAUAUAUACGAAUUAAAACCAUUACUUAUUUCGGUUUAAUGACGGAAGCUGCGAGGCGUUAAUAUUUGGACAUUGUUCUGCUGCGUUUUGUAGAAAUUUGGGCACUGUAAAUACCAGUCUAUGGAUGAUUGAAGUCUUUUGUUUUAUUGCAUUGUUUUCACUAAGUACGACAUAAAAUUUAAAUUAAGUAUUGUUUAUGAUAAAUUAAAAUCAUUGCUUGUUUUUGCUUAAAUAAAGAGCAUA